Dendrobium catenatum is the source of this 2995-nucleotide messenger RNA. RefSeq names its product monosaccharide-sensing protein 2. Bases 773 to 2974 code for a protein of 733 amino acids. Gene Ontology annotation, biological process: transmembrane transport. Gene Ontology annotation, cellular component: membrane. The transcript has 7 exons. The record is from RefSeq and is a predicted model, not a curated record. NCBI's taxonomy places the organism in Eukaryota, Viridiplantae, Streptophyta, Magnoliopsida, Asparagales, Orchidaceae. Gene Ontology annotation, molecular function: myo-inositol:proton symporter activity.
AGGUGUAUUCAUCAUCUUUUCUCUCUCCUCUUCUCUCUCUCCUCUUCUCUCUCUCUCUCUCUUCUUGGAUUCGUUUUUUUAUUUUUUCGUGAGCUGUGGGUUCUUAUAGGAGUUUGGAAUCGGGAGAUGUCUAGGGAUUCCGACUCAAUCGGAGAAGGGCAGGGAUCACAUAGAAUCUUCUGAAUGUGAAGGCUGAAGCUUUGACAGAUUGGUUACAGCUAUGCUUCGGAUUUUGUGGUUAUUUUUUAUUCCCGUUUUGGCUCUUUCCUGUGGUAGGAAACCCUGAAGAUCCCGUAGCGUCGAGGGGUCGGCAAUUAGGUAAAGAAAAGGAUGGUUCUCACGAUCUCCACUCAUCUUUAAGUUUCGUGGGCGUACAGAGUAGAGGAUCUUGGAGAUCUCAUUUAGCUGAUGUUCUGAAUAAUUUUGUAGUUCAAUUUGAAUUUUAUUGGCUUUCUCCAAUCAAAAAGUGCCAUCUUGGUAAAGUUUGAUUCAAGAGAAGACGAUCUUUUGUAUUUUGCUGGCUAUUUCUGGUGCUUAUACGGUGGGUUUCUCCUUGCCGAAAGAGGGGCUGGGGAGGGAGUGUUACAAGCGUCGCUUUAGAGCUUUUUCCGGGGGCUAUAGGACAGCUUAUUCAGGUCCAUCCAUGGCUAUGUUUCGUCCUGAUCACCAUGCUCGCCGUCUUUGAUUCUUCUGUUGAUUGAUAUUCUCUUUCCUGAUUCUGCCCGAAGUACGGCUAUUGUUUCUGACAAACAAACUAUUCCUCACCGGAAAGAUGGACGGAGCUGUUCUUAUAGCCAUAGCUGCCACUAUAGGCAACUUGUUACAGGGCUGGGACAAUGCCACAAUUGCUGGAGCUGUUAUCUACAUCAAAAGGGAAUUUAAGUUGCAGACAGAACCUACUAUUGAAGGAUUAAUCGUUGCCAUGUCGCUUAUUGGGGCUACUAUUAUUACUACAUUCUCUGGACCUGUUUCAGAUCGACAUGGCAGACGCCCUUUGCUAAUCCUUUCCUCAGUUCUUUAUUUUGUUAGUGGUGUUGUGAUGCUUUGGUCUCCAAAUGUUUACACCUUGCUUCUGGCCAGGCUCAUCGAUGGGUUUGGAGUUGGCUUGGCUGUUACGCUUAUCCCUGUGUAUAUUUCUGAGACAUCUCCACCAGAGAUAAGAGGCCAGCUAAAUACACUUCCUCAAUUUAGUGGGUCGGGAGGAAUGUUUCUAUCAUAUUGUAUGGUGUUUUUGAUGUCUCUAAUGGCGAAUCCCAACUGGAGAGUGAUGCUCGGAGUUCUAUCUAUCCCUGCUUUAGUGUAUUUGGCCUUAACAGUAUUCUUCUUACCUGAAUCCCCAAGGUGGCUUGUAAGCAAAGGGCGAAUGGUGGAGGCCAAAAGGGUUCUACAGAGGCUUCGUGGAAGGGAUGAUGUCUCAGGAGAGAUGGCUCUUCUUGUAGAAGGUCUGGGUGUUGGGGCAGAUACUUCGAUUGAGGAGUACAUCAUUGGUCCUGCUAAUGAGAUCAUUGAUGAACAAGAACACGAUGGUGAGAAGGAACAAAUUACACUCUAUGGGCCUGAGGAGGGCGUCUCGUGGGUUGCACGCCCUGUAAAGGGGCAGAGCAUCCUUGGAAGUGUUGUUUCUCGCUAUGGUAGCAGCUUGGAAAAGCAGGGCAACAUUCCUCUCAUGGAUCCUCUUGUCACUCUCUUUGGUAGCGUCCAUGAAAAGUUACCCGUUACUGAGAUGGGCAGCAUGAGAAGCACUUUAUUUCCCAACUUUGGAAGCAUGUUUAGUGUUGCAGGGCCUAAAACUGAGCAAUGGGAUGAAGAGACUGGCCAAAGAGAGGGUGAUGAAUAUGUCUCUGAUGUUGCUGCAGGAAGUGAUUCUGAUGACAAUUUACAGAGUCCAUUGAUUUCUCGUCAGACAACAAGCAUGGAGGGGAAGGACAUUGUUCCUCCACAAGCUGCUCAUGAAAAUGGCGAGGCUGUUAGCAGUAUGGGUAUUGGUGGUGGUUGGCAACUGGCAUGGAAAUGGGCGGAGCGAGAGGGCCCGGAUGGGAACAAGGAAGGAGGCUUUAAGAGAAUCUAUUUGCACCAAGAGGGGGUGCCUGGUUCAAGGAGAGGUUCACUUGUUCAAGUCCCCGGUCAGGAAGUUCCAGAAGAAAGUGAAUUUAUCCAGGCCGCGGCUUUAGUGAGCCAACCUGCUCUUUACUCUAAGGAGCUGCUGGACCAGCAUCCUAUUGGACCGGCAAUGGUACAUCCAUCAGAAACAGUUUCUAAAGGUUCUGUGUGGGCAGAUCUUCUUGAACCUGGUGUCAAACAAGCACUUAUUGUUGGUAUUGGUAUUCAAAUUCUGCAGCAGUUCUCUGGCAUAAAUGGUGUCCUGUAUUACACACCUCAAAUUCUUAAACAAGCAGGAGUUGAAGUGCUUCUUAAAAACCUUGGACUUGGUUCUGAUUCAUCAUCCAUCCUCAUCAGUUCUCUCACUACUCUGUUGAUGCUCCCUGCAAUAGGUGUUGCCAUGAGGCUAAUGGAUAUAUCUGGGAGAAGGUUUCUUCUCCUCUCCACCAUUCCAAUCCUCAUUUGUUCACUCCUUGUACUGAUCAUAGCUAAUUUAGUCGAGCUCGGAACGGUGGCUCAUGCCGUGCUCUCCACGGUCAGUGUCAUCGCCUAUUUCUGCUGCUUCGUCAUGGGAUUUGGUCCAAUCCCCAACAUUCUCUGCGCAGAGAUCUUCCCCACCAGGGUUCGCGGCAUCUGCAUAGCCAUUUGCGCCCUCGUCUUUUGGAUCGGCGACAUCAUAGUCACAUACUCCCUCCCUGUCAUGCUCAACAGCAUUGGCCUUGCUGGUGUCUUUGGGAUUUAUGCCAUUGUCUGUGUCAUUGCAUUUUUCUUCGUCUUCCUCAAGGUACCUGAGACCAAGGGAAUGCCUCUUGAGGUCAUUACAGAAUUCUUCGCAGUUGGUGCAAAGCAAAAGCAGCAGGCAAAACAGAAUUGAUGCGAGGUGUGGAAAGUUAGA